AUGGAGCCAUACACCGCAGGUGAUUUUGGCGUGGUAUAUCUUGCAGACAAUAAACCCCUAAAAAUUAUAGGGAAGGGAGAUGUGCAGAUCAAGUCAGCAAAUGGGUCAUGCUGGACCCUAGGGGAUGUGAGGCACAUUCCAGGACUGAAGAGGAAUCUCAUCUCAGUUGGACAGCUGGACAACGACGGCUUCCACACAAUGUUUGGAGAUGGAAAGUGGAAGGUCAGCCGAGGAGCUAUGACUUUGGCAAGAGGGCUGAAGUCAGGAACGCUUUACACGGCGAGUGGAUCCAGCUCAAACAUUCUCCUGGCAGGAGCUGUCUCACAAUCGCACUUGUGGCACAGUCGCUUGGGCCACAUGAGCGAGAAAGGAAUAAAGGUACUAAAGUCGAGAGGACUUUUGCCCGAGUUGGAGUCAGUGGACGUGGGUCUCUGCGAGCAAUGCGUGCUUGGAAAGCAGAAGCGAGUGAGCUUCAUAACCACCGGGAGAGCUCCAAAGACAGAAAAACUGGAGCUCGUGCACACUGACUUAUGGGGGCCAAAACAUCUCUUGGAGGAUCGAUGUACUACAUGA
Molecule: messenger RNA, 573 nt
Organism: Striga hermonthica
Lineage: Eukaryota; Viridiplantae; Streptophyta; Magnoliopsida; Lamiales; Orobanchaceae
Source: the annotation of a GenBank genome assembly